ACUUACUAAAGUGGCGGAAAUCAACCCAGAGGUUUUGCAGCGAUUCAUUCAAGGACAGCAGUCCCACGACAACGACGUCUUGACUGCUCUGACCGCUUUGAAUGUUGUUAUACGCAUGGAGCCCACCAUGAACCACCCUUUCAACGUGCGCUCAUUCUUUACCAACAGGGAAACGAAGGAUAUCGGUGUUGGCCUGGUUUUAUGGCGAGGCUACUUCCAGUCCGUUCGUCCUGCAAUCGGACGCAUGCUUGUGAAUGUGGAUAUAUCGACUGGAACGAUGUACAAGCCGGGUCCUUUAAUUGAUCUUUGCCUGGAGUUCUUCGGCAGGCAAGGGCAACCAAACAAUCUCAGCCCUAAGCGCGGUUUACCGGAUCGAGAACGAAUUCGCCUGCAGCGUUUUGUUUCAGGAAUCCGAAUCCAGACAAUCCAUGGCGAUGAACGUCGCCGUAGAACCCCCCGAGUAGUAAAAAAACUCAGCUCAGCUGGAGCCUCAGACCUUACCUUUACUAUGCGGGAAGGUGGUUCCAUGACGGUUGCACAAUACUUUAGACAGGUUCUGAAUCGUCCUUUGCAAUUCCCAGAUGUUCUCUGCAUUGAGGUGGGUUCUGGGGCAUUGAUUCCUCUAGAGUUAUGCACAGUCCCCGAGGGACAAAUCAUGAGAAAGCAAGUUCCACCAGAGAAGACAAAGGACGUUCUUGAUUUCGCGACUAAAAAACCUCAUGAACGUCUCGCCAGUAUCACAAACGGACUCGCAGUCCUGGCGUAUGGGCAAUCAGAAUAUGUCCGAACAUUUGGUAUGCACGUAGAAGAUACUGCUGGCCCUUUGGCGCUUCAAGCACGUGUCUUGAAGCCACCGACCUUGAGGUACGGCCAGAAUAGCCGACAGCCUACCAUCGCACCUGCAAACGGAUCUUGGAACAUGGUCGACAAGCGUUUUUAUCGUCCCGCCUCCAUCGAUCGUUGGGUCGUAGUGGUUUAUGAGAGACAAGCACGGUUUAACCAGCAAGCCGCGCAAGAGAUGAUCUCUGGCCUUAUGUCAAGCUGUGCCAGCGUAGGCAUCAAUGUGAAUGACACUGCUCCAAUCGUUACUUGGCAAAACGGCCAGGGCCGCAUUGCUGAUCAAAUGCGUGACGCUGGUGCCCAGUGCUUCCAAAAAACCGGAGUUCGUCCUCAACUUAUCGUUGUAGUCUUACCUGAUGGAGGAAAUGAUAUAUACACCGCCGUCAAACAUUUCGGUGAUGUCACUGUUGGAGUUGCUACUCAAUGCUUAAAGAGUUCGAAGUGUUUCCGCGCGAAGCCACAAUACUAUGCAAACGUUUGCCUGAAAAUCAACGUGAAGUUAGGUGGUAUCAAUACCAUUCCAGACCAACAAUCUGCAUCAGUGCUAACUGAUCCCCGUAAUCCUACUAUUGUCAUGGGUGCCGAUGUCAUCCAUCCUGCACCCGGGUCAGAGGGUCGCCCAUCGUUCACUGCACUCGUUGGCAAUGUGGAUUCCGAUGCUGCGAAGUAUGUUGCAACUAGUUGUGUUCAGAAAUCCCGUCAGGAGAUAAUUGAAGACUUGCAAAAGAUGGCUGUGGAUGUUCUGCGCUUGUAUAUGACGUAUCGCCAGAGGGCUGAAAAGAAGCCUGGAAACCCAGCGCCUACUCGUUUGAUUUUCUUCAGAGAUGGUGUUUCGGAGGGGCAGUUCAAGCAAGUCUUAGAGGAAGAACUCGAGGCUCUGAAGAAAGCUUGCGCAGAGCUCAAGAUCAAACCUUUGAUCACAAUGAUCGUCGUGGCGAAGCGCCACCACGUUCGAUUCUUCCCUCAGAACCCGGGAGAUGCAGACAGGAGUGGCAACUGCCCGGCGGGUACUGUCGUUGACCAAGUGGUGGCACAUCCGACCGAAUUUGAUUGGUAUCUUCAGAGUCAUGGAGGACUCCUUGGAACUAGUCGUCCCGCGCAUUAUAACGUGUUAUACGAUGAGAACAAAUUCAGUGCGGACGGACUGCAGGCUCUCUCGUUUGCCCUUUGCCAUGUUUAUGCACGCGCUACGCGUUCUGUGUCCAUCCCAGCCCCGGUGUAUUAUGCGGAUAUCGUGUGCAGCCGUGCAAAGAAUCAUUAUGACCCCCAAGGUCAACUUGAUUUCUCUGAUUCAGCCACGCAGGCCGACCAGGGGCAGGCGGAUUCGACACUCGAAGCCUUCAAACGUGGUUUCAAGGAUCUACACCCGAAUAUGAAAACCAUGAUGUAUUUCUCCUGAAAACAUCCGUUCACCAAAUGUUAUGCUUCGAAGGGGUGUUGCAGUUUUGAAACGAUUUUGCUUUGAGGCGGGAUGUACAUUUGCCAUAACCAUGCCAUUCAUUUUGUCAUCAUUGUAGUUUAUUCCAGUUACAAAAAAUGUUUCGGAAAUGUGGUUAUGACAAAGAAACCACCACAUAUGAAAGAUAGAAAUCAUAUCUUCACUUCAAUUGUC
Serpula lacrymans var. lacrymans S7.9 is the source of this 2452-nucleotide messenger RNA. RefSeq lists its product as uncharacterized. Gene Ontology annotation, molecular function: protein binding; RNA binding. Bases 116 to 2239 code for a protein of 707 amino acids. The transcript is spliced from 19 exons. The record is from RefSeq and is a predicted model, not a curated record. NCBI's taxonomy places the organism in Eukaryota, Fungi, Basidiomycota, Agaricomycetes, Boletales, Serpulaceae.